AUGAGCGACGUCGGUCUGUCUGAAUGGGAUUGGAGUGAAUCCAAAUUACUAUCACGAGCCGGUACCAGAUACAUCACCAAGAUAUCCCAUGUGGAAACCUACAAUCCUCACGACACAGUCGAGGCAAUCAAUACAUUUCUAGCGUCACAUGAACGUGAGCGGGAAGAUGAUGAUGGGAGUUAUCUCAAAGGAUAUAUCAUUACGGGUCUCGUCGUGCCACUCACGGGCGAGGACCCAACCAGGGACGAUGAACGGUACAGAAAGUUCUUAGUUUUUGAUUCAAACUGUGGAGCGGUAAAACAUCGUAGGAAUACCUCGGAUUAUGCUCAAGAUGGGUGUGAGGUAGUAGAUUGCAUCGGAUGGCAUGUCCAUACAGAUAACAACACUCUGUACGAUGAUGAACAUACCGAAAUAUUCACGAGGGCAAUGAGGGAUCCUACCAUAUUACGAUACAAGUGUAAUGAAGGAGAGUUCAUACCUGGUGAUUAUGUCUUGACUAGCGACGAGAUUACUGAGCUCUUUAGGAUUGAACAAGACGAUUAUCGCAGAGAUAGAACAGGUAGAACGCCUACAAUAAGGUCCAUCUUCUUUUAUAGGCCUGAUCUGACGGGUGUUCCGAGGUUCAAGGAGCAUAGGUACAGGUCUGACCAUCCCCUCUCGACAGAGGAAGAUGCGCAAAGUACUUGCCCGGAACUAGCUACGCAAGCGGAGAACGCGAGGAUUGAAAGAUGGAGAGUGGGUCGAUGA
Molecule: messenger RNA, 747 nt
Organism: Kwoniella mangroviensis CBS 8507
Lineage: Eukaryota; Fungi; Basidiomycota; Tremellomycetes; Tremellales; Cryptococcaceae
Exons: 1
Coding region: 1-747 (248 amino acids)
Source: RefSeq, a predicted model, not a curated record